Arachis duranensis is the source of this 1102-nucleotide messenger RNA. RefSeq names its product endo-1,3;1,4-beta-D-glucanase. Gene Ontology annotation, molecular function: hydrolase activity. NCBI's taxonomy places the organism in Eukaryota, Viridiplantae, Streptophyta, Magnoliopsida, Fabales, Fabaceae. Bases 126 to 845 code for a protein of 239 amino acids. The transcript is spliced from 7 exons. The record is from RefSeq and is a predicted model, not a curated record.
CUACUAGCAGUGUUAGGUACCGAGUAAUGGUGAUUUUGGUUGGUGGUGGUGACAAUAUACAUAUAUAUAGUGAACUACUUAGUUUACUACUUAACACAAUCAAACGAAAAUAGAGAAAAAAAAACAUGGCAGGUGCAGAAUGCUGCUCAAACCCUCCUACCCUGAACCCAAAUGCAGGAAUAGGCCAUGUUGAAAAGUUUGCUGGUCUUGAUUCAUAUCUCACCGGCUCUUCUCACUCCAACCUCGCCGUUCUUCUCAUCUCCGAUGCUUUUGGGUAUGAAGCACCAAAUCUAAGGAAGCUUGCAGACAAGAUUGCGGCUUCUGGUUACUAUGUGGUUGUUCCGGACUUCUUUUAUGGUGAACCCUAUGAUCCUCAGAAUCCUAACAGACCUAUAGGAGAGUGGCUAAAAGAUCAUGGAACGGAUAAAGGUUUUGAAGAUGCAAAACCCAUUGUUGAAGCCUUAAAAAGUAAAGGUAUCUCUGCUAUUGGUGCAGUUGGUUUUUGUUGGGGUGCUAAGGUUGUGGUUGAACUUGCAAAACCUAAAUUUAUCCAAGUUGCUGUGCUGUUACAUCCACAAUAUGUCACUGUUGAAGAUAUCAGUGCUGUUGAUAUUCCAAUUGGCAUUCUUGGAGCUGAAUUAGAUCAAAUUUCCCCUCCAGAACUUAUAAAGAAGUUUGAAGAAGUCCUGAAGGCUAAACCUUGGGUUGACAGUUAUGUUAAGGUAGUUCCAAAUGUGGCACAUGGUUGGACUGUGAGGUAUGACCCUCAAGAUUCAAAAGCAGUGAAGGAUGCUGAGGAGGCUCAUCAGUUCGUUUUGGACUGGUUUGCUAAACAUCUCAAGUGAGAAAUUGUGUCAAGAAUAUAUCACUUAUGUUUCUUUGCUUGUUGGACAUGAAUAUUACAUUCAUCUAUCGUUAUUAAACACUACUAUGAUUGUGGAAUGAGACUCGAAUCUGCGACUUCGGGAUGAGUAUUGAGAGACUAUGUCAUUUGAGUUAUAGCUUGUUGGCUGGUGUUGUAAGGAUUUUCUAAUAAUUAAUAUGGACAUAAUCAUAUAAUAUACAUAUUUUAUACGAAGAUUAAUAAAAAUAAUUAGUCAUA